Molecule: messenger RNA, 570 nt
Organism: Paramuricea clavata
Lineage: Eukaryota; Metazoa; Cnidaria; Anthozoa; Malacalcyonacea; Plexauridae
Source: the annotation of a GenBank genome assembly
AUGGAAAGACCCAAGAUGCCGCGAUUUGCUGGAGACGUCCGAGAUUACGUCAUAUUUCGAGCUGAUUUUAAACAUGCUGUAGAUUCAAGAUACGGUAAAAGAGAUGCAAUGUCCUUGCUACGUACGAGCCUUAGCGGAAGACCCUUGGAGCUGAUAAAAGGAAUUGGUAGCGACUACGAUGCUGCAUGGGAGCACCUAGAUUCGAUAUACGGAGACCCUAGAUUUGUCGCAGACACUGUCACCCAUGACAUUUCAAAAUUCAAACCACUUCGUGAAGAUGAAGACUCAAGAUUUUGUGAUUUAACCCAACUGGUUAGAAGAAGCUACAACACGGUCAACAGUCAACAGACAGUUUGACAUGGAUAACAAUCACAUGAUAGCAAUAAUUGAACAGAAAUUGCACAUGAAUGACAGGAAGAUCUGGUCGCGCCAUUUGGAAAGCAGUGGAAAAGAGGCUACAUUAGAAAAUCUAAUCACAUGGAUGACAACAGAAAUGAAAACAAGAAUGAGAGCUACAGCGCCUCUGAGAAGUAUGCAAUCCAGGCAUCCGGUUGGAAGUUUCAAUGCUGA